ACAAACAAUAGUUUUCUUUUUUUUUAGAGAUAUUUUUACUUAUUUCUAAUUUCUCUUCAAAACGGAGCAUAAAUGAAGAGCAAAUUAGUGUACGCGCACACCGUACACACACAUGGCGAGCAUGCGCAGAUGGUGAAUAAUUCCAAUAAUUCCACGUGGUCAUAGCUGUAGCUGUGGCUUUGCAGUGCGGAUAAAGUCAGUUUACUUAAUCUUGUGUAUAAAGAGGAAAAGAUAAUCGUAAAUUAAUAAGAAAUUAAUUGUAAUAGUUUUUCAAUCACCCUUGCAUUUACGAUGCCUGUCCACUUUAAGGAUAUAUCCGAAGAAAUGAAGGAGGAACCGAUGGAGAGUAUCGCGGACGAGGGUGAGAGCAGCGACGAGUCGAUGGAAAGUGAGAACGAGGACGAGAAUCAAGAGAAAGCUGAGUCACAAGUGUACCUUCCAGGGCAGGCUUUGCAAGAGGGGGAAGAACUCACCGUGGAUAAGUCGGCGUACAGAUUGUUGCAUCACGCACAAUCCGGAGCACCAUGCCUCAGCUUUGACGUGAUACCAGAUGAUUUAGGUGGCUCUAGAGAGAGUUAUCCCUUAAGCAUGUACAUAGUCGCCGGGACGCAAGCUGCCAGGACGCAUGUCAAUAAUCUUCUUGUCAUGAAAAUGUCCAAUUUGCAUGCCAGUAAACAUUCUGAAGAUUCGGAGAGCGAAUCCAGCGAUUCUGAGGACGAGGACGACGAUCGUAAGCCUGUUAUGAGUGUCGCUCCUAUAAAACAUCAAGGAUGUAUUAAUAGAGUGAGAUGUACGAAACUUGGCGAAACAAUUUUAGCUGCCAGUUGGAGCGAACUGGGACGUGUAAAUGUCUGGAACUUACAAGAACAGUUGAACGCAGUCGAAAAUCCCAGCUUAUUGGCUCAAUAUCGUAAUAAGUGUGAUAAAGCGAGUGCAAGCAUUAAGCCGUUAUAUGAGUUCAAAGGCCAUUUAUCUGAAGGAUUCGGCCUUGAUUGGAGCCGCACAGAGCCGGGCACUUUAGCAUCCGGUGAUUGCAAAGGUAACAUUCAUAUAUGGAGAGUUGACAGUAGUAGCACAUCCUGGCAUGUGGAUCAAAGAUCGUACAAUUCGCAUGCUCCACAUAGUGUGGAGGAUUUGCAGUGGUCACCAAACGAAAAGAAUGUUCUGGCAUCGUGCUCUGUAGACAAAAGCAUAAAGAUUUGGGAUACGCGAGCAAGCCCACAGAAUGCAUGCAUGUUGACAGCGUCUGAUGUUCACACGACCGACGUCAACGUUAUUUCGUGGAAUCCGAAAGAAUGUCAGUUUAUGGUAUCGGGUGGAGACGAUGGAUUGCUCCACGUGUGGGAUCUGCGGCAGUUAGGAUCUAGCGGCUCAAGUCCGGUUGCUACUUUUAAACAACAUACUGCGCCAGUCACUACCGUGGAGUGGCAUCCCACAGAAGCCACGGUAUUCGCUUCUGGCGGGGCUGAUGAUCAGAUCGCUCAAUGGGAUCUGUCGGUGGAAGCAGACCACACAGAAGAACCUCAGGGCGUGUUAGCCAAGUUACCGCCACAGCUAUUGUUCAUACAUCAGGGUCAGUCGGACAUCAAAGAAUUGCACUGGCACCCGCAAUGCCCAGGAACCAUGAUCUCGACUGCGCAUUCGGGAUUCAAUAUAUUUCGUACGAUUAGUGUGUAAUAAAAUUUCAUACACUCUAGGAUAAUGUAAAAGAAUAUAUUUAAGAGACUGUGAAAUACAAUAUAUUAUGUAAAAUGUCUACAAAAUCUUUGUUUUUUAAAUCAUUUUAUUCUUAUUUAUGUAACUUUUUAAUUUUGAUAAUUUGUUAAAAGAUUUACUUGUGGCUGAAGAAUUAUUUGCUUGUAUUUAAACACAAAUGUCUUUAUAAAAUACUUUUAUGAAAA
This is a messenger RNA of Solenopsis invicta (red fire ant), 1901 nucleotides long. RefSeq names its product glutamate-rich WD repeat-containing protein 1. Bases 292 to 1677 code for a protein of 461 amino acids. Gene Ontology annotation, molecular function: protein binding. Lineage: Eukaryota; Metazoa; Arthropoda; Insecta; Hymenoptera; Formicidae. The transcript has 4 exons. The record is from RefSeq and is a predicted model, not a curated record.